AUGCCGAAACAUGAAUUCUUUGUAGGCAUGACCUGUGAAGGGUGCUCUAAUGCCACCAGCCAUGUUCUCUUCAAGCUGGGAGGUGUUGAGUUUGAAACUGACCUGCCCAACAAGAAGGUGAAAAUAGACUCAGAGCACACUGUUGACACCUUACUGAACACCCUGAAGAAAACUGGGAAGGGUGCCUCCUACCUUGGAAACAAAUAG
Molecule: messenger RNA, 207 nt
Organism: Zootoca vivipara (common lizard)
Lineage: Eukaryota; Metazoa; Chordata; Lepidosauria; Squamata; Lacertidae
Source: RefSeq, a predicted model, not a curated record